Lactuca virosa is the source of this 390-nucleotide messenger RNA. Lineage: Eukaryota; Viridiplantae; Streptophyta; Magnoliopsida; Asterales; Asteraceae. The record is from the annotation of a GenBank genome assembly.
AUGACCUUUUUGAAAUUCAUAGUUAGUUGUUCUGGGUUUAGCAUCGCUGUCAAGAGUCAAGAAAGAACAGUGGCGUCUUCAAUUGAACCCAAGGAUUCACAAGUUUUUGACAGCAAAAGCGAUCAAUCAAGUGUUGUCAACUUCAAUCCAAUUGGCAGAGACAAUUACAAACGAGUGCUACUACUACGAAUUGAUAACUCAUCUCAGAGCAAAAUUCCUCACGCAAGGUCGAGAACGGUAGAGGGCUCCGUACGCCCCUAUUGGAGGCAUGAGUGUCGCUCUACAAGUUGGCUCGGCUGCCAGCGGUUGUUUAUUACAAUUGAAGUCGAUUCGAUCAUCGUGCCCGUGCUUUUGAAUGAUUACGAUGCAGCUAGUGGGGGUUUGAUUUGA